AGAAGUAAGUAUCAAACGAGUACAAAAAAUGACGUCACUCAACAGCUCUUCAUCACCAACACCAUCAUCAUCAGACCAAUCUGAUGCAACAACUACAACAAGCACCGGCUUGUCCGAAGUAGAAGCUCCACCGAGAAACAACAACACAAGAAAGAGAAGAAGAGAUUCUUCUGCUGCUUCAUCUUCAUCUUCUUUAAAGCAACAUCCUGUUUACAGAGGUGUACGGAUGAGAAGUUGGGGCAAAUGGGUCUCCGAGAUCCGACAGCCUCGUAAGAAAACUCGUAUUUGGCUCGGCACUUUCGCCACCGCUGACAUGGCUGCUCGUGCUCACGACGUCGCUGCUCUCACCAUCAAAGGCUCCUCCGCCGUCAUUAAUUUCCCUGAGCUUGCUUCUCUCUUCCCUCGUCCGGCGUCGUCUUCGCCGCAUGAUAUCCAAGCAGCCGCCGCAGAAGCCGCCGCCAUGGUGGUCGAAGAAAAAAUGUCAGAUACAGAGGCGACGCCGGAGGAAGCACCGUCGUCGGAAUCUUCUUGCGUGGCGGCGGAGUCAGAGGAGGAGAGGUUGGAGGAGAUCGUGGAGCUGCCUAACAUUGAAGAAGAAGGGAGAUGUGACCAGAGCUUGACGUCACGUGAUGAUCUGGCUUAUUCUGAGCCGUUCGAUUGUUGGGUGUAUCCUCCGGCUAUGGAUUUUUAUGAAGAAAUAUCGGAGUUUAAUUUCGUGGAAUUAUGGAGCUUUAAUCAUUAAUUAAGUUAGUUAAUUAUAUUGCUGUCAUAGAUAACAUCUGUUUUUUUUUUGUACGGAUUGUUUGAUACGUAGUACUUGUAGUAAGUUGUAACAUAGGUUAGUUUUUUUUAUAAAAAAAAUUUGGUAAA
This is a messenger RNA of Arabidopsis arenosa, 870 nucleotides long. The record is from the annotation of a GenBank genome assembly. Lineage: Eukaryota; Viridiplantae; Streptophyta; Magnoliopsida; Brassicales; Brassicaceae.